AUGCCUGCAAGAGACAAGGCAAUCGUAAUACUGUUAGAGAAUGUCCGAUUCUGGCUUAUGUGCAUAUUCAACACCAAAAGGGAAGAAGUUCAGAAAUGGGUAAAUUCAGUUGGUAUAAGGAUCUUUGUGAUUAUUGAGAAACACAAGAAAGUGGCCAUGGAAUGUUACUCAACAAUGGCUAGAAAUGCUCGGUUUUCAAUAACAUAUAAAGGAACAAAAACAUUUGUGGUUGAUUUGGUGAAGAAAGUGUACACUUGUAGGGCUUUCCAAUUAUCUGGCAUACCAUGUCCCCAUGCUUUAGCUUCUAUAUGGGCAUCAGGAUUGAACCAUUAUGAUUAUGUUGAUGACUGGUAUAAAAAAGAUGCAUACAUGGCUGCAUAUGUUGAGAUAAUUGAGCCCAUGCCUAGUCCAGAUAAGUGGCCUCAAACUGGCCUAAACUCCAUACUCCCACCUCCAGAGCAAGUCCUACCUGGAGGACCAAAGAAAAAGAGAAACAAAAGUAAUGAUGAACCUCCACCAGGUGCUACAACACUAUUAAGGAAGGGUCAAGCUAAUCACUGCAGCAUAUGUAAGCAAACUGGGCAUUCUAAGACGACUUGCCAAAAUGAAGUUGUUAAGGAGCCCAAAGUUACUAAGAAGAGAGGUAAACCAUUUAUGGCUAAUCCACUUCCUGAGACAGUGAAGAUGAAUGAGAGGAGAAAGAGACAAAAAGCAAAGGAACAUGCCUCUGGAUCUCAGCAACAACAAGGAUGA
This is a messenger RNA of Humulus lupulus (European hop), 753 nucleotides long. RefSeq lists its product as uncharacterized. Lineage: Eukaryota; Viridiplantae; Streptophyta; Magnoliopsida; Rosales; Cannabaceae. The transcript has 2 exons. Gene Ontology annotation, molecular function: zinc ion binding. The coding region runs from base 1 to 753 and encodes 250 amino acids. The record is from RefSeq and is a predicted model, not a curated record.